UGAGAAAGAUGCUGCAGGCCAGGAUGGGGUGUCAGAGAAAACGUUGACAUCACUUGUUAGAAGAGCAAAUCUGAAAGAAAAUAAACAAAUUCCAAAAUAUGAAAAGGUUCACAAUUUCAAGGUCCAUACAUUCCGAGGGCCACACUGGUGUGAAUACUGUGCCAACUUCAUGUGGGGGUCUCACCGCUCAGGAAGUGAAAUGUGCAGACUGUGGUUUGAAUGUUCAUAAGCAGUGUUCCAAGAUGAUCCCCAAUGACUGCAAGCCAGACUUGAAGCAUGUGAAGAACGUGUACAGCUACGACCUCACGACACUCAUGAAAGCGCACAUCACUAAGCGGCCCAUGGUGGUGGACAUAUGCGUCAGGGAGAUUGAGUCUAGAGGUCUUAAUUCUGAAGGACUAUACCGAGUAUCAGGAUUCAGUGACCUAACUGAAGAUGUCAAGACGGCCUUUGAUGGAGAUGGUGAGAAAGCAGAUAUUUCUGUGAACAUGUAUGAAGAUAUCAACAUUAUCACUGGUGCGCUUAAGCUGUACUUCAGGGAUCUGUCAAUUCCACUCACUACAUAUGAGGCCUACCCUAAGUUCAUCGAGUCUGCCAAAAUUAUGGAUCCUGAUGAGCAAUUGGAAACCCUUCAUGAAGUGCUGAAACUACUGCCGCCUGCUCACUGCGAGACCCUGCUGUACCUCAUGGCGCAUCUAAAGAGAGUGACUCUCCACGAAAAGGAGAAUCUCAUGAAUGCAGAGAACCUUGGAAUCGUCUUCGGUCCGACCCUCAUGAGGUCCCCAGAACAAGACGUGAUGGCUGCUUUGAAUGAUAUACGAUAUCAGAGACUGGUGGUGGAGCUGCUUAUCAAAAAUGAACACAUUUUAUUUUAAUUUGAGGGGGAAAGAAAUGUUUUACAGAUGAAGGAUGUUUUAUAGUAAUUUAAUUGGCUCCAUUAGCUGAAUUAUCUCUUGGUUAGAGGUUUGAGCAAGUAACAGAUGAAAAUGAAGGAACUUUCUGUCUUUUCUGUAGCACCACU
This is a messenger RNA of Cavia porcellus (domestic guinea pig), 1021 nucleotides long. Its product is annotated as N-chimaerin-like. Gene Ontology annotation, biological process: regulation of GTPase activity; ephrin receptor signaling pathway. The transcript has a single exon. Gene Ontology annotation, molecular function: ephrin receptor binding; GTPase activator activity. NCBI's taxonomy places the organism in Eukaryota, Metazoa, Chordata, Mammalia, Rodentia, Caviidae. The record is from RefSeq and is a predicted model, not a curated record. Bases 99 to 875 code for a protein of 258 amino acids.